Rotaria socialis is the source of this 843-nucleotide messenger RNA. The record is from the annotation of a GenBank genome assembly. Lineage: Eukaryota; Metazoa; Rotifera; Eurotatoria; Philodinida; Philodinidae.
AUGCCUGAACAAUCACCGAAAAGCAAAUAUGAUGUUUUACUUGAUAAGUUCUUGGAGAAUGAUAGUUUAUGGGAAGAGAAUGAAUGUGAAGCAAUGAAGCGUUGGUUGAACGAAGCAGAAAAUAAUAUACGCACUCAGUUUCUAAAUCAUAGAGGUGAUUCGAUACAUAGCAAUAAUCUUAGCAAUAAAGAUCCAGUAUCAAAUAAUACAAUAGAUCAUGAUGCCAUGACUAUGUGUAUAUCACUUCCAAGUGAUUCGUCUGAUGAUGAUUCUCCAAUAGAACAUGAACAAGUUAAGAAGCGUCCGCUCGAUAGCUGUCUGUUCGAAUCUGAAUCACCAUUGACAAAACGAAUUGCAUCGAAUCAAUCGUUCUUCGACGAUGCUUUGGGUUUUGAACUGAUAUCUCUCUCAUCUGGUUUAUGCUCUAGUCCUUCAGAUCAGUCACUUGGUUCUAUAAACGAUGAUAUUGAUAAUAAAUCAAAUAAUCUGUUGGUUUCAUCAAGUUUUAAAAGCAACAUGUUUAAAUUUAAUAUGCGAAUUGAGAUGCAGACUUGCGAAAGAUCUUAUUCGAUUUUACAACAAUCAAAUAUGAAUGAUAUUCUUCCAAAAUAUUUGCCAGGAAAUGUCUUGGUUCAAUCCAAUAAGUCUGAUGAACAAUCAAAAAAAUUAGUCAGCAACAUCAAGAGUAACUUGCUUCCAUCACAGUUGCAAACUACUAUUCAACUUAACAAUCUAAAUUGUAUUUGGCCAAUAGGAAUCUCAUAUCAGCCAGAUUUUGUUGAAUUCGUUGUGACAGACGAAGAAAUGAACAUGUUUUGGGAUACCCUAAAAGACUCAUUUUAA